AUGAUGGAGAAAAUAGGAAGCUAUUUUCCAUCCAACUGUAUUGGAGACCAAGUGCGGUCCCAGCGCGAGACGCGCGAAGGUCAGCGCGACCCCGCCACGCGGCAGUCGUCGCUCGUCAGCCAGUCCCGACCCCGGGCCGUGCGGGCGCUGCAGCUCUCUCCCGUCCGCCGAGAUUUGGAAAUGCUGUGUUUUAUAUUGCUCAUAUACUCAACUGUAAUGGCUGACCAUAAAGACAGUCAUACAAGGAUAAUUGCAGGAACAGAAACGUCUUCGAGUGAAGAAAAUCACAUUUCCAGGAGCACCAUAAUAUCUAUUCAAGAUCUGAUAUCAGAACUUUCAUCAGGCAACUUAUUUAACCGUACUAACUUGACUAUAACAAAUAGCAGAUUACAAACUUGGCAUUAUAAUGUACUAAAUAACUUAUACAAUUUGGAAGUACUUACAAUGACGCAAAAUGUGAUGAAACAGCUGCCAGAAAACCUUUUCAAGCAAACCACUCAACUAAAAACAUUGCUGUUGAAUUACAACAAAAUCAACACAUUGUUCCCAGAAUUAUUUGGCUCCUUAGUUAAUCUCAGACAUUUAGAACUAUCUCACAACAACAUAAGUAAUAUUCCUUUGAAACUAUUUGAAAACCUAACAUCGCUCGAGAAACUUAACAUGAGCUACAACAAAUUGAAGACAUUGCACAGUGAAACGUUUCAAUCACUGGUCAAUCUUGAAGAACUCAAUCUAGAACACAAUCUACUGGAACACAUACCUUCUAAAAUAUUUCAAAACACAGUGAAACUGAAGAAGCUUGUCUUAAGCCAUAAUCGUUUGCAGACACUGUGUGGGGAUUUGUUUGCAAAAUGCAAUGAACUAAGAACAUUUAAUGCUUCUGAUAACAGAAUCAAAGUUUUGCAUCAUGAAAUAUUUUCUACCACAAAAGAUUUGCAAACUGUUGAUUUGAGUCAAAAUAUGAUAAAAUCAAUAGCUAAAGAGGCAUUUGAUAACACAAAAAAAUUAGAAAAAUUAUACUUAUUAUAUAACCGUAUAAGUUUUUUGUACUUGGAUAUGUUUUAUAACUCGGAGAAAUUUAAAAUCUUAGACGUUAGUUUCAAUAAUCUGACUCGACUUUACGGACCUGCACCAAGUAGAACAUGUGGACACGAAAUUAUGCUUUUGGGGAACAGUUUGCAGAACAUAACAACACGUGUUCUGAAUGCGCGUUACUUGGACAUCAGUCAAAAUAAUUUGAUGCACGUGUACUUAAUAAACACAGGUUUACCAACCUGUACAAAAUUUAUAAACAUAAGCUCAAAUUAUGGAUUAAUUAUACCUUCCACAUUUUUCAAAGGAAUGUACUUUUUAGAAAGUGCGUACCUUGACAACAUUGACGUCAGCUAUAGAGACUUGAUACUUUUAGACACAUUGCUCAGCUUGCCAAGAUUAAAAGUGCUAAGCCUUGUUAACAGCAGUAUUUGUGAAAAAGCGUAUGAAAGGGAUCUAAUGUACACUGUGUUCAAUCAGAAAAAUAGGGUUGAAAUAAUAUGUUUCAGAAAUGAGAAUGCUUUUGAAAUUAUGCCUAUCGUAAAUAAUACAUUUGAAUCUACAGAAACCAAAUUUAACCAUCAGGAUAUUGGAGAGACCUGGAGCAACGUAUACGAAGAAUGUAAGUACAAUCCAGAUUAUGCUAUGCCAUCUCCACUAUCUUGGCUUCGAGAAGUUUGCCCUCCACAGUGCGAAUGUCGCAUCAACUGGACACAGCAAAUGUUCAUUCCACCUUGCAGCACCAUGAUUGACUGUUCAAACACAGUUUCAACCAGCAUGCCAAACCUCAACACUUCUGUUAAGUGCAUGGACUUUAGCAAUGCUAACAUCAAGCACAUUGAGACUGGUUACUUCUCGCAAAGUGGUACUUUAGAGUACCUCAAUCUGAAUAGGAACUUUUUGUCACAUAUUGACUGUGGCACCUUCCAUUCUCUCCGUCAUCUGAAACAUCUAGAUCUCAGUGAAAAUAGUUUUGAGCAACUGCCAAAAUGUCUACUGCUACAUAACACUAAGCUAGAAUAUUUACACCUAGAUCGCAACCAAAUAACACAUCUCGACAAUGACACCUUCAGUACAACAAAAAAUCUUAAACGUCUUUUCUUAAGUAAAAACAGAAUCUUUAAAUUCCCAACUAACAUAUUCGUAAAUAACUGUAAUUUGGAAAGCAUACGUAUAGAUAAUAAUAAUCUACAAGAACUAAAUGAAAAUAUAUUUUACUGUUUGGCAAAAGUGAAAACACUGAAAUUAGACAAUAAUCCAUUAAGAUAUAUUCCAGUUGACAUCUUUCAAAAUACACUGUUGUUGGAAUCUCUUUUGCUAGUAAACAUGAAGCUGACUACACUGCAUGGAGGAACCUUUAGACAUCUACAGGCCCUUAGAGAAGUACAUGCAUCAAAGAACAAGCUUACAAACAUUCCCCCUGGAGUAUUUGAAAAUCUCAAUAGCUUGCGUAUUAUUGAUCUCAGUUAUAAUCACAUAACAAACAUACAGUCAGGGUUAUUUGUUAAUCUACCCCAACUGGCCAUUGUCACUAUAACCGACAACUGGAUAACGACACUUGGUGACAAUGUUUUCACGGAAGUACCGCUGCUGAAAAAUUUAAAUCUCAGAAACAACAACAUUACAACAAUUCACCAUAAUUUUUACUUAAAUCUAGUUGGCCUUCGUUUCAUUGACCUUGAGAAUAAUGAUCUUGAACAUUUUGGUAAUUUCACAUUUUCUAAUACACCUAGCUUACGCCAAGCAAGGAUCAAAUACAAUUACUUGAAGGAUUUACGGUAUGUAUUUUACAAUGCGUUCAAUUCCAGUGAGUUGUAUCUUGCGCACAACGCUAUUGAAAGAAUUGAAAAAAACACUUUCCAUAACAACAAAGAAUUGAUAGUGUUAGAAUUGAGCAAUAACAAAAUAUUAUCCAUCCACAAAGAUGCAUUUCUAUCCAUGCAGCAACUGAUAGUUUUGACGCUAAACAACAACUCACUAACAGUUCUCAGCGACGAGGUAUUCAGUGCUUGCAAGUCUCUCACUACUCUAGCGCUUUAUGACAAUAAACUCACUAACUUGCCACCUAGCAUAUUUGCACGGCUGGUAAACCUAAAGUGGCUCUUCCUCCACAGCAACAGGUUAACUUCGCUGAGCAGUGCGUUAUUCUCAUCACUGCACAAUUUGGAAGCUUUAACUUUGGCUCACAACCCGCUGAAGCAUUUGCCGGGCGAUAUUUUCGGCUCUUUGCGGAAUGUUAAUCUUCUGUCCCUCACCAACACCUCCCUGAAUUUUCUCGAGGGCAGUGCUUUUGCCGGCUUGAACGCCCUGAGCGUCCUGAUGCUGCGAAACAACCCCGCGAUCACACUGCGCUCUGCUCACUUCGCCGAGCUCGACUCGCUGCAGCUGCUGGACGUCAGCAGAGACCCUUCCAAGACGUCCCGCGGUGGAGCCGGCGAUGGGACGCCCUCCGCGGCCCCGGGGAGUGCUCUCACCUGGAGGAACCUCACGCUGAUCGACCGCUGGUUCGGCAUGGCCUCCCUCAAGAUCCUCAUAGUCACCGGGCAGUCGGUGUGCAGGUUCCCCGAGUGGCAGUACAUGAUGAACUACCUGUUCAUCCACGUCUCCCUGAAGGACGUCCGCUGCUUCACUCAGCGGAGGGACCUGUACUCCCUGUGGGACCGCAGUUACAGCGACGACCUGUCUUCCGUGCGCAACGACAUUGUCCUCCUGGAAGAAUACGGUAUUGUGCUGGAAAACAUUUAGACCAAGCAACCUUUAAAUGUGUUGACUAGUGCUGCGAUCUUGAUGCACACUUCUGGUAAAUAAAAUUGAUGUAAUUUUUUCUUCUAAUACAUGAAAUACUUUGUCUAUCAUACAACCCAAAACACAAACAUUCUUAUAUAAUAAAUUUUGUGAAUUUACCAUAUAGUUGCUAAUAUGAGUAAACCAAUAAAUUUUACACUGUCAACUGUCAAGAGUUUCACUGAAAUAAUAAAUAAUGGGCUUCA
Messenger RNA from Bacillus rossius redtenbacheri, 4022 nucleotides. Its product is annotated as protein artichoke-like. Gene Ontology annotation, molecular function: protein binding. NCBI's taxonomy places the organism in Eukaryota, Metazoa, Arthropoda, Insecta, Phasmatodea, Bacillidae. The coding region runs from base 1 to 3777 and encodes 1258 amino acids. The transcript is spliced from 3 exons. The record is from RefSeq and is a predicted model, not a curated record.